AUGUUAGGAGAAAAUUUAAUUAUAGAAAGAACUAUGAAGGAUGGAAUGAACAUUUUUGUUUAUAAUAAUUAUGCAAUUUGGGUUACAAAAUUUUCUCAUUUGUAUUUUUUUUUUUUUUUCAGUAUUAGAAAUAUAUUUCAUUUUUCAACAAAUCUAAUAUUUCUUAUAUUUUUUUUUGGAUUUGUCUUUAUUUUUUUUUUCUUUUGCAUGUGUUGGUAUAGUUUCUAUAAGUUUAUUAAAAAGAUUCUUGAUGCAAAUUUACUAGAGGAUGAAGAGAUAAAUCCGUCUAUCUUAAACGAAAUAAUACCUCAAAUAUUUUUUUCAAUAUGUAAUUUUUUAUCAAUAAAACUUUUGUACAUUGGACAUUUGUUAGUUUAUUUAAAUCUACAAGAUGAUGUUAUUUUUGUGCCUGUUGAAUCAUUAAUAAUUUUUUUUAUUUAUUUUAUUGCAUGUAUUUGUUAUGCUUGUUUAUUUAAAUAUGAGAAUUCAAUGAGUGUCUUUUUAGUUGGGUUAAAUGGAAUAAUUACGUUAUUAUUUUUUAUUUUUAAGGAAAAGUAUAUAUUUUUGCCAUCUUUGUUAUGUUCAGGAUAUUAUUUAAUAUACCGAAUUAAUAGUUUUAAUAGAAACAAAUUUUUAUACCAUGAAGCAGAAGAAAAUUAUAUGAAAAUCCUUUUACGUGGAUGUGCCUUAAACUUUAUUGCGUUAUUUCUCAAAAAUUUCUACUUAAUCAAUAUUCAAAUAUUCUCUUUUUUAUUAUUAAUUGCUUUUGUAAUGUUUGUGUAUUCUGAUUUGAAUCUUCAAAAAAUGGAAAUUCUUUAUGAACCAAUGGAAAAUAGAAUUCUAUACAAUUACAUAUCCUCAUUUCAGUUGAAUAAUAAAACUCCGGGAACCUUAAAUUAA
Plasmodium gallinaceum is the source of this 900-nucleotide messenger RNA. Its product is annotated as conserved Plasmodium membrane protein, unknown function. NCBI's taxonomy places the organism in Eukaryota, Apicomplexa, Aconoidasida, Haemosporida, Plasmodiidae. The coding region runs from base 1 to 900 and encodes 299 amino acids. The record is from RefSeq and is a predicted model, not a curated record. The transcript has 14 exons.